AGUCAUCAGCGGCAGCAGCAGCGGCGGCAGCGCUGUCCUCCCCACCGUCAGCGCCACCGCCACCCGCCCCGCAUACACACACCCGUGCUGGCGAAACUGUCAAUGAGAAAAGGAGUGUGUAUCAGUCGCGGAGCACAUAAAAAUCUCUCAGGGUUUUUACAAGGACCCAAAGACCGGAGGGUACUCUGUAUGCCGUCGGCGGCAUGGCGGCGGGAGCAGAGAGAGAGAGAGAGACAGAGAGAGGCGUGCGCGCGCGUUUCCUCGCAGGAGCGGCGCUUUGGGACUGUGAUGUCUGACGGACGCGGAGAGAUGCUGUGAGCUCUGGUAUUAGCAGAGCCAGCUGCGCACCCACCGAGCCGCUCUGUCCCCUCCCUCCCCGCAUCUCAUCCCCAGCAUUCCUGCUCUCUCUCCCAAGCGCCGACCAUUCGCUCAAAGAGGGGAAUCGGCUCCACACGGCUCGCUUCGCUCACUCCGGCUUGGGUCCCGCGCGGAGAUUUUGGCAGAGAACUGUUCUUUUUCCUGUGGAAGGCAACUGGAUUUAAAAGUCUUUUAGCCUCUGGACAAACUGUGGUUCUAGUGAUUGUGAACUCGGCUUCUGCUCUGUCAUUCAGCGCCUGAAUAUGCUUGGCUCGCCCAUACUCCAUUACAAGCCAACCUCUUCUUUCACCCGAUGAUAAAAACAAUCCACAGGAUUGCCAUCCAUGGUUUCUGCGCUAAUCAAGACUGUGUUAUUCUAUAUUGAAAAGAUUUGCAAAGGAAUGUUUACAAAGAAAUUGGCAAACCCAAUUAAGAAGAAAGAAAGAAGUGAAAAUAGAGAGCCCAAAUUAACCGCUGAUUUGCAAGCACAUAAUCUAACUCUCUCAACCACUCUAAAGACAACUGUCAAAAAGAUUUCCAAAUGCUCUUCGGCACGUAACAUAUCGCUUGAAGAGGACGACGGAAAGAACGACUGCUCAUCGUUGUCACCCACUUUCAGCUAUCGUGUAGCUAUAGCAAAUGGACUCCCAAAAAGUUCUCUUUUUCUAAAUAAUAAUGAAAGUAUCUUUUCUGAGGUUCUUUCGAUUGACAGCAGUUACUCUGACUCCUUGAGUGAAACGAAACCUGUCCGGAGACUAGAUGAGCAUAAAUCACACACUAUGCCAGUAAGACGAAACAGGAAGAGCCUCAUCAGUUUAGCUCCCUCUGAUGGCAGUUCGGAGGGGGAACGAGUGGAACGCUCUAGUUUACAUACGCUUAGGCUGGGGGCUCUACGCAAGUUAAGGAAAUGGAAAAAGAGCCAGGAAUGUGUCUCCUCAGACUCCGAUGUGAGCAAUUGGAGGAAAACCCUGGGCAUUCGAAGCAAAUCUCUAGACCGUGCUGGAAGACAACAAAAGAGUUCUGCCCUAGAGCCUGGCUCUUCCUCAACAGGUUGCAUCAGUCAGACGCAGGAUGUAAUGGAAAUGAUUUUUAAGGAGCUUCAAGGGAUCAGUCAAAUAGAAACUGAACUAUCUGAGCUUCGUGGCCAUGUAAAUGCCCUUAAGAGCUCAAUUGAUGAGAUCUCCAGCAGUGUGGAAGUAGUUCAGAGUGAGAUUGAACAGCUUAGAUCAGGAUUUGUCCAGUCAAGAAGGGAAACAAGAGAUAUCCAUGACUACAUUAAACAGAUUAGCCACCAGGCCAAUAAUUCAACCUUGCGGUUUCUCAAUGUUCCUGAAGAGAGAUCAGAAAAAACAGAGAGUGUAAUAUACAAAAUAUUGAAAGAGAAAAUGGGUUUCACUGAUGCCCAUAAAACAAUUAAAAUUGAGCUAGCUCACAGGUUAGGGCAACAAAGAGAAUGUUCUAAUGCGAAGCCUCGUCCUAUUAUUGUCAUUUUUGCAACAACCCAAGACAGAGAUGUAGUCCUUAAGAAAUGCUACAAACUCAAAGGUACAGGGAUUACAGUAUCUACUGAUAGUUUAACAAAUGAUGGAAAAGACAGGAAAGACAAAACAAUGUCAUCCUCUCAAACAUAUGAAAGUAUGGAUAUAAAAGUCUCAGGAAAGGAGAAAGUAGUAGAAAGUGAUGACUGGGAUUCAAUGGACAGUGAUAAAGAGCUAGAUGAGUUAAGCAGGAAUAAAUAUGCAAUGGUUAUUUCAAAGCCUGUUCACAAGUCCAAAUCAGAGAAAAGACGGUCCCAUGACCACAGCAGGUCAGGAGACGUGGCAGGCUACUCAGGAACAGUCCACUAUGCUGACGACUCUUACUAUGACACAGACAAGCAUGCAAAGGCUUACUACUCUGAUAUGACCCCGGGAUGGCUUUCCCAGAGUGAUUAUUCAACUCCAAAACUUAGUCGUUCGGAGUCUGACUGUUCAAAACUUUGCCAGUCGUACUCUGAAGAUUUUUCAGAAAGUCAAUACUUCACACGAGCAAAUGGUGGCUCCCUCCUUUCCUCCUCAGAUCAAGAACUGUGGCAGAGAAAACAAGAGGACAUGGCCUCCUCUUGGUAUGCUAGCCCCAGCCAUCCUCAUGAUAAUCAAACAUAUGAACAUAAUGAAGUUGAGACUACUGAAACUAUUGAUAGUGGGGUUAGCAAUGGACUUGUCUGCAUGUCCGGUGAUAGAAGCCACUACAGUGGCUCACAAGUGUCAUUACAAGGUGAUCUUUCACCAUGGAAAGACUGGCAUCAUCUGGAGCAAGGAGCCGACUCUGGCUUAGAAGCUUCAACAGAAGUCAGUAGCCCUUUUGAUCCAUCAACUAUUCCUGGAUUUCCAGAGAACAUUACCAAGUGUCAGGAGGUGGAUUUGCAGUUUGAAGGAGAUGAGGAGUUUAUGAUGCUUGACAGAGAAGCUUCUUUACCUCCUAUCACCACGCAUAUUAUUCCUCCCAUCACAGAACGGGAAGUUGUCAAGACUUCUUCCCGGCAGUCAAGGGAAGGAUGUAAGGUGAUCACAAAAGAAAGCACAAAGAUAUCAUCAAAAGAAGCCUCUAAAGCUGCAGCAAAAGUGACGCCCAAAACAAGUAAAGUCACUACUCCUAAAGAGGAGACAGUUAAAAUAUCGGCUAAAGAAAACACAAAGGUUUCUGCUAAAGGUUCACCUAAAGUGACAUCUAAAACAUCCCCUAAAGAAUUACAGAAAGAAACAUUAAAAUCAGCUAUUAAAGAAAGUUCUCAAGUCGUCCAUAAAGACAACUCUAAAUUUAUACCCAAAGAAACUACUAAGUUUAUAGGUAAGGAAGUAUCUAAAGUGACAUCAAAGUUAAGUUCCAUUGAAACUGCUAAGGUCACUCCUAAAGCAAUCUCAAAAGAUAGCCCUGUAAUCACACCUAGAGAAAGCCCUAAAGAGUCGCCCAAAGAGAGCCCUAAAAUAACUCCAAUUGAUACCCCUGUCUUAACUCCAGAUUCAACCCCUAGAGAGUCCCCUAAAGAAUCCCCUAAAGUAAUUCCCAAAGAAUCCCCCAAAAUCAUACCUAAGGAAUCCCCCAAAGUCAUUGCUAAAGAACCCCAGAAAGUCAUUGCUAAAGAACCCCAGAAAGUCAUUUCUAAAGAAGGUAUAAAGGCUGUUACUAAAGAAGUUACCAAAGAAGCUUUAAAACCACCACCAAAAGAGGUUCCAAAAGAGGUGGCUAAAGUGUCACCUAAGGAAACCACUACUGUACCUGCUCAGGAGGUUUCUAAGAUUCUACCUAAGGAAGUUUCAAACAUAGCUCCUAAAGAGAGUUCUAAAGUGAUCCCCAAAGAGCCUUCUAAAAUGUCUCCAACAGAUGUUCCCUUGGUAGCACCUAAAUCAGUUUCUAAAGAUGUUGCCAAGGGACCCUCAAAAACAGUUGCCAGUGAAAAAUUCCCUGAACUUGAUGUUAAUCAUAGCUUUCACCAGGCCCCGAGCAAGUCCUCAAGUAUGUACCGUAGCCAGAGUGAGAUACGAACAGAGAAAGUGGAGGAGGUUCCAAAAACCUGGAGUAGUAGACUUAGUAUCGAUCUAAGUGAAAAGUCCUUUGGCUUUGGCUUUGGAUCCACUCUCCAAAGAGCUAAGUCUGCUCUGGAGGUUGUUUGGAAAUCUGGCUCCCAACCCACCCCUGCUCCUCCAGAGGAACAAACAAACUCUUCUUCCUCAUUUAUGGGGCGUUUCCGAACACUCUCCACCUCUACUGCAAAUAGUUCCCCUGCUACAACAGAACCGGAUGUUCGUGCAGAACCUGUCUUCAGCAAGGCGGAGAAGGAAAAUACAAGUUCAGAAACAGGAGAACUAUCUGUGGACAGUGAGACUCACUAUGUUGAAGUGAUGGAGCAGGUACUAGCUAACUUGGAAAACAGGACUAAUGUUAACGAGAACCAGGACACAGAUGAGCUAGCACAGGAAUGUGAGACUUCUCAGGACUAUGAUGUGUCUGAUGACAUUGAGCCCUCUCAAGACAAUGAUGCCUCUCAGGAUCUUGAGGCAUCGCAGGAUUUGGAGGCCCCGGGUGAUUUUGAUGCAAGUAACGAAACCCGUGUUUUGGAGUAUGAUUGCAGCUUGGACGAUCAGUACGAAGAAGAGUACAGCGAGGAUUAUGACAACCAACUCACUGAGGACACUGCUGAAUACGAUGCAAUGGUUGAGUAUGUGGAUGUUGAAGAGCCUGAUGAGACUGAGGACAACGAUGUAACAGAGGAGAUGGAAGAGGGUGCACAAGAGUUGUAUGAGGUAGAGGAAAUAGCAGAGGAGGCUGUUGAAGUCUCUGAUAAAGAGGAACAACAACAACAGGAGGAGGAUGACAACAAGAAUAUUCCAGAGGAGAAGCCGGUGGAGACACCACCCAAGAAGCGUGUUCGACCCACAUUCAAGGAGGCAGCACUGAGAGCUUACAGGAAACAGAUGGCUGAAUUGGAGCAGCAGAUUCUGGCAGGAGACGCCAGUGCUUUGGAUACUCAGCCUCACAGUAUUUUGGAUCCCAAAUUGCUUGGUUUGCAGACCGGAGGGGCUGGCAGUAUUCUUUAUGGUAUUGACAGCAUGCCAGAUCUGCGCCGCAAAAGGACAGUGCCUCUUGUCCGAGACCUGGCUUUGACCCUCACUGCUCGAAAGGCAGGCAUCUCGUUUGCUCUGGUGAACAGGUCAACCCUGAACAACGAGGAACUGAAACUGCAUGUCUUCAAGAAAACCCUCCAGGCCUUGAUCUACCCAAUUUCCUCCACUACACCACACAAUUUUGAGGUGUGGACGGCGACCGCUCCCACCUACUGCCACGAGUGCGAAGGCCUGCUGUGGGGGAUCGCCCGCCAGGGCAUGCGCUGCUCGGAGUGCGGCGUCAAGUGCCACGAGAAGUGCCAGGACCUGCUCAAUGCGGAUUGUUUACAAAGGGCUGUGGAGAAAAGUUCCAAGCAUGGGGCAGAAGACAAGACUCAAAAUAUCAUCAUGGCUAUGAAGGAGCGUAUGAAGAUCAGGGAGAAGAACAGCCCGGAAGUGUUUGAGGUGAUCCAGGAGAUGUUCCACGUCUCGAAAGAGGAAUUUGCUUCCCAUCUGAAGACGGCCAAGCAGGCCGUGCUGGACGGGACCUCCAAAUGGUCUGCCAAAAUCACCAUAACAGUCAUGUGUGCGCAGGGAUUACAGGCCAAAGAUAAGACGGGAUCCAGCGACCCAUAUGUCACAGUCCAGGUGGGGAAGACCAAACGCAGAACCAAAACCAUCUUUGGCAACCUCAACCCCGUCUGGGAUGAAAAGUUCCACUUCGAAUGCCACAACGCUACCGACCGAAUAAAGGUGCGCGUUUGGGAUGAAGAUGACGACAUCAAGUCACGGGUGAAGCAACACUUCAAGCGCGAGUCCGACGACUUCCUGGGCCAGACCAUCAUCGAGGUUCGCACGCUCAGCGGAGAGAUGGAUGUUUGGUACAAUCUGGAUAAGAGGACCGACAAGUCUGCAGUGUCUGGUGCCAUCAGACUCAAGAUCAGUGUUGAAAUGAAAGGGGAGGAGAAUGUGGCUCCCCCUCAUGGCCAGUACACGUGUUUGCAUGAGAACCUGUUCCACUACCUGACCGAAGUGAAGAGCGGCGGCGUGGUGAAGAUCCCGCAGGUGAAAGGGGACGACGCGUGGAAGGUCUACUUUGACGACGUGUCUCAGGAGAUAGUGGAUGAAUUUGCCAUGAGAUACGGGGUGGAGUCCAUCUAUCAGGCUAUGACGCAUUUCUCCUGUCUGUCUGCCAAAUACAUGUGUCCCGGCGUACCCGCCGUGAUGAGCAACCUGCUCGCCAACAUCAACGCCUACUUCGCUCACACGACCACCACCACCACCACCACCGCCUCUGCGUCUGACCGCUUCGCCGCCUCCAACUUUGGGAGGGAAAAAUUCGUCAAAUUGCUGGACCAGCUGCAUAAUUCUCUGAGGAUCGACCUUUCGAAAUACCGGGACAACUUCCCGGCAGGAAACCCGGAGCGUCUCCAGGAUCUGAAGUCCACCGUUGACCUGCUUACAAGCAUCACUUUCUUCAGAAUGAAGGUGCAAGAGCUCCAGAGUCCACCCAGGGCCAGUAUGGUCGUAAAGGACUGCGUGAAAGCUUGCUUAGACUCUACGUACAAAUACAUUUUUGACAACUGUCAUGAGCUCUACAACCAGCUUCUCGACCAGAGCCGGAAACAGGAGCUUUCCAGAGAGGAGCAGGGUCCGUCUAUAAAGAACCUGGACUUCUGGCCAAAACUCAUCACUCUUAUGGUAUCUGUAAUCGAUGAGGACCGCACAGCCUACACACCAGUCAUUAAUCAGUUUCCGCAGGAGUUGAACGCGGGGAAAAUCAGCGCCGAGAUCAUGUGGAACCUGUUUGCACAGGAUAUGAAGUACGCGAUGGAAGAGCACGAUAAGCAUCGCCUAUGCAAAAGCACGGAGUACAUGAACCUUCACUUCAAAGUCAAAUGGUUCCAUAACGAGUACGUCCGCGAUCUGCCGGCCUUCAAGGAUGUCCCACCUGAAUAUUCUCUGUGGUUCGAGCCCUUCGUCAUUCAGUGGCUCGACGAGAACGAAGUCGUUGCCAUGGAUUUCCUCAACGGAGCACUUGAAAGAGACAAGAAAGACGGCUUCCAGCAAACCUCGGAGCACGCCCUCUUCUCCUGCUCCGUGGUGGACGUGUUCACUCAACUGAACCAGAACUUUGAGAUUAUCAAGAAGCUGGAAUGCCCAAACCCGCAGGCUCUGGCGCAUUUCAUGUGCCGUUUUGCGAAGACUAUCAACAAGGUUCUCUUGCAAUAUGCUGCAAUCAUUUCCAAGGAGUUUCCAUUGCAUUUGAACAAGGAGAACGUGCCGUGCAUAAUUCUCAACAACAUCCAGCAACUCCGAGUCCAGCUAGAGAAGAUGUUUGAGUCCAUGGGUGGGAAGCAGGAGGAGGGGGUUGUCUCCUUCUGUAAGCUGGAUGCAGAGGCCAGUGAUCUGCUAAAGGAGCUGCAGAAUAAACUCAACACAGUCCUGGAUGAGCUCAGCGGGGUGUUUGGCUCCAGCUUUAAACCUGUAAUCGAGGACUGUGUGAAGCAGAUGAACCAGGAGCUGGUCCAGAUGAAAGGGCCAAUUAAAGGGAGCAAUCCUGCCAUGGAUGCAGAAACCGUCUUACGGCCUCUUAUGGACCUUCUGGAUAAGAAUUUGAUGUUGUUCGCCAAGAUCUGUGAGAAGACCGUGCUAAAGAGAGUCCUCAAAGAGCUCUGGAAAAUAGUUCUGAACACCAUCGAGAGAACAAUCGUUCUGCCUCCGCUUAGUGACCAGAGUCAACAAGGAGCUCAGAUGAUCUUUAGUGCUGCCAAGGACCUGGGACAGCUGUCCAAACUGAAGGAGCAUGUCAUCCGAGAGGACACCAGGAGUUUGACGCCUCGCCAAUGUGCCGCCAUGGACCUUGUGCUUCCCACAAUCAAGCAAUACUUCCAUGCUGGUGGGAAUGGACUGAAGAAAACCUUCCUGGAAAAGAGCCCCGACAUGAAAUCGCUCAAAUAUGCUCUCAGCCUUUACACUCAACCUACAGAUGCCUUGAUCAAAAAGUAUAUAUGCACCCAAAACUCUCAAGGUCAGUCAUCCAACGGAUCGGUGGGGGAGGUGUCAAUGCAAGUGACUCUCAUCUCUCACCCUGGCACAGGAGAACACAAAAUCACCGUUAAGGUGGUGGGCGUAAACAACCUCAUGUGGCAGACCAACGCCAUGUUCCGGCCGUUCGUGGAGGUCAACGCCAUUGGUCCACAUCUCGCUGACAAGAAGCGCAAAUUCAGCACCAAGACCAAGAACAACAACUGGUCGCCAAAGUACAAUGAAACAUUCCAGUAUAUUCUGAGUAACGAACACGGUCCGGAGGUCUACGAGCUCCACGUCUCGGUGAAGGAUUACUGCUUCGCCCGCGAGGACCGCAUCGUCGGCAUGACGGUCAUCCCGCUCCGGGAGCUGGCGGAGAAGGGCAGCUGCUCGGCCUGCUACCCGCUGGUAAAGAGCAUCACCAUGGACGAAACGGGCCUCACCAUCAUGAGAAUACUCUCUCAAAGGACCAACGACGAGGUGGCCAAAGAGUUUGUGCGUCUCAAGACGGACACCCGAUCGGCGGAGGAAGUGUCAUAGUCCAGAGGAAACUAGGCAAAAAAACAAGACAACAAAAAAAAAAAAUGCAGUAUUAAGAGUCGUGUCGUCUUCAGAUCGGACAGAUGCGGGGGUUGGGGGGGAGCAGAGAGAGAUCCCGGCCGUUGUUUGGGAAAGAUGCCGGACGCGGCAUCAGAACGAGUUCGUCCAAAGAGAAGGGAAGCGGGCCCCAAAACGUGGCAAAGCAGCGAGAGCGAGAGUCAAUGUUUGUUUGUUUUCUGUGCAUGUGCGUAAAAAAACAUCUGUUGGAAUGUUCAUUUUAAAACUAAAAGUAUGUACAAGUGUUUACUUACCGUAUGCUCACUAUUAAGUACUAUAUUCUACGAGUUAUUGUAAUGAGACAUGGAUACCUUUUGUACAACAUUUAGUCUUUUUGAGGAGAGAUUUGUUCCAAUAAAGUGCCAAACCAGUGAAAAAAACAAACAAAAACAACAAAAUUAACAUAUAUGAAUUAUGGUGAAGUUAGUAUGUAUGAAAUUUGCUCGGUUAUUUUGUCCGGUGUAAGUAACUUUUUGACCGUGUGGCGUUUUGAUUGUUGCAGACGUUCUUGGUUUCGCACCCUUGGUUUUAAUUAACUUCUUUUUUUUUUCUUCUUGGCUUCCUGUUUUUCCACUCUGCACCGUUGUGCAUGUCUUCUUCUCAAUCCUGUCUUUCCCAUGAUUCCACAGUGACCGCCGAGCGGGGUCCUGUCCCUCGCCUUUCAAAACUGUUUGUAUUUUACGUCGACCUGAAGUCAGAUUGUGUGUGUGUGUGUGUUUGUAUGUGUUUUUUUUUUUUUUUUUUGGUUUGUUUCUUUGUUUGUUUGGUUGUUGUUGUUUUUUGGGGGUUUUUUUUAAAUGGCGAUGACUGCUAUGUAAACCCUCGUAGAUGUUUGUAAUUUUAUAACCGUGACAACGUUGGCGAGAGCCUCCAGUGCUAACAGUCUUAGCAUAACAGAGUGGAAUUUUUUUUGUGGUAUUUUAUUCUUUUUUUUUUUAGCGUUUUGUGUUUUUCCAAGUUAUUUUUUCGUGUCCAGCCUUCCUGAACGACCACUGUGAACAUGAGCUUUGGAAGGCAAGCUUAACACGACAUUGCUUACACUUUGUUAUUGUUUCGUAUUUUCCUCCAACAACUUUGUUCCUGAUAAACUGCCAAAGUUAUAUUGAAUAUUUGUACCAGAGCAAUUCAUUACAUGUAUGAAGGCAUAUAUGUAACAUGUGAUCUAUUACUUCUUUUUUUAUUUUUAUUUUUUCCCAUAGCUUGAUAUUUGAUUGUUGAUGGGGUGGUACUAGGAUAUAUAUAUAUAUUUUUUUUUUUUAUUUCCUGUGGAGCUGUUUAAAACUAUAAAAGUUGCACAUGUUAUUUUACACAUUGGUUGUUUCGACUUUAAACAUUGGAAUUAUUUUUCUUCAUAAAGGAAAGAGUCUAACAUUUGGUAAAUAUGCAACAUUCCUGUGUAUUGCACUGAUGGCAAAUUGUAUGUCAUGUAAAUAUAUUUAGUGAGAUAUUGUAAGAAAAAAAAGGAAAAAAGUCUACUUUUCUUCUAUGUGCAUAAAGUUUGUGCAAAAGUGUUAUAACAUUCGGGUCAUCUUGAAUAGUGUUCCAGUCUUCGAGCCAAAAGUAUACAAAUUAUGAAUAUUUGGUUAAUAGAGCCAGUGCACCAUAAAACCGCAGUUAGAUCUCAGUUACGAGAUCUAAUCCCUUGUUUUUAAUUGAAUUGUUUUUCCUCGAAAAAUUACAUCUGCACUACAGUGCCUUGAAAAACCACUUGAACUUUUUCACAUUUUGUCUAGUUGCAUUCACAGACUUCAAUAGAUAGUAGGAGUGUAACGGUACACACACACACACACACACACACA
Molecule: messenger RNA, 10366 nt
Organism: Gambusia affinis (western mosquitofish)
Lineage: Eukaryota; Metazoa; Chordata; Actinopteri; Cyprinodontiformes; Poeciliidae
Product: protein unc-13 homolog C-like
Exons: 34
Coding region: 702-8510 (2602 amino acids)
Biological process (GO): neuromuscular junction development; synaptic vesicle maturation; presynaptic dense core vesicle exocytosis
Cellular component (GO): synaptic vesicle membrane; terminal bouton; presynaptic membrane
Molecular function (GO): diacylglycerol binding; calcium ion binding; calmodulin binding
Source: RefSeq, a predicted model, not a curated record